AUGUUCUUUAAGACUUUUAUCCCUUUUUUUGCUGUAGGCGCAAGCGCCCAGUUGAUUGUCGGCUUGGGUUCUUCAUACGCCGAAGGACCCGGUCUUGACCAGCGGAUUGGCGACCUUCUGCGACAAAAGCUCGCCGACAACGACGGAGGAGAGUGGUCCUUCACCAACCACGCAGUCAGUGGUAGCGUUCUGCCGGACAUUGCGGAAAAACAAGCUCCGGAGCUUGAUGGGUCCAACCCAAGGAUUGCAUACAUUGUCUCCGGCGGCAACGAUCUCUCGUAUGCGACGUGUUUGAGCGACCCCAGCAACAGCGCGUGCCAAAACUCCAUCUCCGAGGAUGAAUGGAAGAAGCGCUACAAAGAUGUUCUGGAUUCUGUUAUCGAGCAUACAUCUGGUGAUCUGACCGUCUUCUGCGUAACAUACAUUAGAGCCCUUGGCGCCGAUACCGCAUGCCCAAGCGACGACUGCCCAAUGCAACCUGACGAGAAGGAGGCAAACGACAAUCUUUACAACCGAGUUGUCGACUACACUGUUCGUGCGGUGGAUGAGUGGAAGGCUGCUGGGGACAACAAGCAGCAUGAUGUGCGCCUGAUUCCUAUGCGCCAGCACAGUGAGGAGCAUUACGUUGGCACCGGCGAGCCAUGGAUCAAUGGAGCGCAGGUUCCAGACGGUGCAGGAGGCAUUACCUGGCACCCUAACAACGCUGGAGCUAAUGCUGUUGCCGAGUUCCUUCUUCAGAGCUUUACCAAUUAG
Fusarium pseudograminearum CS3096 is the source of this 753-nucleotide messenger RNA. RefSeq lists its product as uncharacterized. Bases 1 to 753 code for a protein of 250 amino acids. The record is from RefSeq and is a predicted model, not a curated record. Gene Ontology annotation, molecular function: hydrolase activity, acting on ester bonds. Lineage: Eukaryota; Fungi; Ascomycota; Sordariomycetes; Hypocreales; Nectriaceae. The transcript has a single exon.